This is a messenger RNA of Crotalus tigris (Tiger rattlesnake), 4906 nucleotides long. RefSeq names its product karyopherin subunit alpha 5 (gene KPNA5). The coding region runs from base 283 to 1893 and encodes 536 amino acids. Gene Ontology annotation, molecular function: protein binding; nuclear import signal receptor activity. Gene Ontology annotation, cellular component: nucleus; nucleoplasm; cytoplasm. Gene Ontology annotation, biological process: NLS-bearing protein import into nucleus. Lineage: Eukaryota; Metazoa; Chordata; Lepidosauria; Squamata; Viperidae. The transcript has 14 exons. The record is from RefSeq and is a predicted model, not a curated record.
GACGAACAGACGCGGGAUUAACUAUGGCGUUUCUUCAUUGAGUCUAAUUGGGAAACAUGGCCAUUAAAACCGAAUUAAGCUUAUUCGGGAGAGGCAGGGAUGUGCGCGUCUCUUUCGCCUUUCCCCGGCGCUCGAGAAGCUUCUCUGAAAUAACAAAGCACCCAAUGCAACUGGGGAGAGGACAGUUAUUAUUAUUUGCACAUUUUCCUUCCAUCUCCUCCGGGCCGGCGGCACUCACCCUAUCUUCGACUUGGCGCCUUUGUGCCUGGCAGAAUUGAUAACAUGGCAAGCCCAGAAAAAGAUAAUUACAGAAUGAAAAGUUAUAAAAACAAUGCUCUCAAUCCCCAAGAAAUGCGAAGACGAAGAGAAGAGGAAGGCAUUCAGCUUCGGAAACAAAAAAGGGAAGAACAAUUAUUUAAACGUAGAAAUGUUUCUCUGCUGGCCAGUGAAGAGUCAAUGCAGGAGAGUCCAAUCCAGGAUCCUGAUGUGAGCUCUACUGUUCCAAUUCUAGAGGAAGAUGUGAUUACAUGUGACAUGGUACAGAUGGUUUUCUCAGAUGAUCCUAGUCAACAACUUGCAGCAACCCAGAAGUUCAGAAAGUUACUUUCUAAAGAACCUAAUCCUCCAAUUGAUGAAGUUAUUCAAAAAACAGGAGUUGUGGAGAGAUUUGUCAAGUUUCUAGAAAAAAAUGAUAAUUGCACUCUUCAAUUUGAAGCAGCAUGGGCUCUUACAAAUAUAGCAUCUGGAACUUUCUUGCAUACCAAAGUAGUAAUUGAAACUGGAGCAGUCCCAAUUUUUAUUAAACUAUUAAAUUCUGAACAUGAAGAUGUCCAGGAGCAGGCAGUGUGGGCCCUUGGUAAUAUUGCUGGAGAUAAUGCAGAAUGUAGAGAUUAUGUAUUAAGCUGUGGAAUACUUCCUCCACUCUUACAACUCCUAACACAUUCUAACAGGCUCACAACUACCAGAAAUGCAGUCUGGGCACUUUCAAACCUCUGUAGAGGCAAAAACCCACCUCCAGAUUUUAGCAAGGUUCGUCCUUGCUUAGGUGUUCUAUCAAGACUGUUGUUUAGCAGUGACUCGGAUGUAUUGGCAGAUGCUUGCUGGGCCCUCUCUUACCUUUCCGAUGGACCGAAUGAUAAAAUACAAGCGGUUAUCGAUUCUGGGGUUUGCAGAAGAUUAGUAGAACUUCUGAUGCACAACGACUACAAGGUCGUGUCGCCUGCAUUAAGAGCAGUGGGAAAUAUUGUGACUGGUGAUGACAUUCAAACACAGGUAAUUCUAAAUUGCUCUGCAUUACCCUGUCUCUUACAUUUGCUGAGUAGUCCCAAGGAAUCUAUUCGAAAAGAAGCAUGCUGGACAGUAUCUAACAUCACUGCAGGAAACAGAGCACAAAUUCAGGCCGUUAUAGAUGCAAAUAUAUUUCCAGUAUUGAUUGAAAUUCUUCAGAAAGCUGAAUUUCGUACUAUAAAGGAAGCAGCAUGGGCCAUCACUAAUGCAACAUCAGGAGGGGCUCCUGAACAAAUUAGUUACUUAGUGGCAUUAGGUUGUACCAAACCUCUAUGUGAUCUUCUGACUGUGAUGGACUCUAAAAUAGUCCAGGUAGCCUUGAAUGGACUUGAAAACAUACUGCGACAUGGAGAACAAGAAUCAAAGCAAAAUGGAAUUGGAGUGAAUCCUUACUGUGCCCGUAUAGAGGAAGCAUAUGGACUGGAUAAAAUUGAAAUCCUUCAAAGUCACGAAAACCAAGAAAUCUACCAAAAAGCUUUUGAUCUCAUUGAACAUUAUUUUGGUGUGGAAGAGGAAGAUGCAAACAUUGUGCCCCAAGUAGAUGAAAACGAACAGCAAUUUGUGUUCCAGCAACAGGAAGCCCCCAUGGAGGGGUUCCAGCUGUAACCCUUGGCUCAAAGGACAGGAGCACUUUUGUGGUGGCCUUCAUUUGCUGCCCUGAUGGGGAAUGUUUUGCGGAAGAAGAUAAAGGAGCAACUUAUGGACUCAACAUGUGCUUUUUUUUUUUCUAUUGUGUGUUGCCAUUGUCUCGUUUCUAGAAAUACCAACUAUUCACAAGGUACAAAAUAAUGUUACCUUAAAGCAGACAGCAGAUUCUGAGUUUUCAAGCAGUUGUUAAAAUUGCACCAUUAUCCAUAAACAGCUGUGAUAUUUUGGAUUUUGGCGGUGUGGUUUAUAUGCCCAAGCUACACUAAAAUCUACCUCUAUUCCUUGGAGCCAAAAAGAUGUUUCAGAACUAUAGACAGGAGCUCCUAGUAAACAUUAAAUUUAGAAUGUGAAAAUUAUUUAUUUAAAUAGUGAAAAUAUAGUUUUAUUGUGAUACUUUGAGACAAACUGGGGAAAUAUAUUUAAAAGCAACACUUCUAGGAGCACGUUGCUGGUUACAUACCAUAACAUUAAGUGUUAUGUCAAAAAUGCAGUAUUUCUGCUGUUUAAAAAGAGGUAGCCAGUUUCAAUUUGUAGUUCAUCCAGACUUGUUCCUAGUUAUGUAAAGGAAGUUCCGUCAUCCUUUUUAAUUUCUGUGGAAUUGCAAAAGUUGCCAGUGCUUGAACUAACUACUACAGCUGAUUUUUUAAACGACAGGUUGAUGACAUGUGGAAAGCUUUAUCUGCUAAUAUUUGUCCAUUAAAUUGCUGGAGUUUGUUUUCUACCUAGUAUAAACUUAUCAAUUAGAAAAGUAUGUUUAUAUUGUAAUGAUUAUUGUAAGGGAACUUUCUAUACUAGGAAUUCUGAACUGAAAUAUCCAUGUUUAACUUAAAAGCUACUAAAGUGUGUGAGGCUGCAAUAUACCUUUUAAAGAACAAAAUUAGAUUAUUUAUUUACAUAGUGUAUUGUGUUUGACCAAAUAUAUGAAUGCAUUAUAAAAACCCCUUUUUAAAUGUUUGGCAAUUUUUUCUAACUUAUUGAAAACAGAUCACCAAAAGUAUAUUUUCUAACAGACAGCAGUAGCACUGGGAAAGAUCAUUUUCCAAUUAAUUGAAAGAAAGCACUUGAAUAUACAAUUAUCUGUGAUAACAUAUGUAAAAUAAGUUUAUAUAAUACUGGUGAAUUUUAUUUUACACUAGAAUGAACACUUGAGACUGUUUGUUUUAGAGUCUGAAUCUUAUAUGAAUUGGGAAGGGUAUAGCCCAGUUCAAGUACUCUGAUAAUUUUGCUUAUCAGAAAUGUCUUGGUCUGUAUAAUACUUUUUAAAAAGUUAUGUAUCAUACCUACAAGUGAUUGCCUUUUUAAAAUACUGUAUAAAUUUCAAAUUCAUGUAUCAAAUUUUCAAAAAGUAGUUUGCAUUCAGUGAAAUACAUGUUCACUCGUGAACAUGUAUUUGAGUUAAAAUACUGCUCUUUUUGUCAUAUUCAAGUUCCCCAAGAUUGAUUUGCCAAGGAAAAUAAGUCAUAAUUGGCCAUUGUGCCAUGCAUCUUAUGUCAUUGUUACAGAAACCCCUUUGUUUCAGUGUUAGAUCAAUAUUAGAGGUUUCUGAAUGAAGCUGUUAGAUUACUUAGUUUUCAUGUGGGUCAGGAAUAAAAGACUAAAGUGCUCAAUUCAGCUGCUUCCUGCAUUAACUACUGUCAUGGCCUGUGGAGCUUGUUCUAUAUUUCCAUUGUAGUAGCUGACAUAUAUUUCUACUACAUACAAGAUUCACUGCAACAUGACCCAUAGCCUUCACAAAGGCAGUAUAACAAUAAUAUUUACUCACAAAGAAUUGUGGAAGUACCGCUUGCCUUGGAAAAUAUAAGCUUAUAUGUAUGAAUAGAGGAUCAUAACUGAGGAAGCCACCUUAUUUGGAAACUUGCUGGAAAUACAGUGCAAGAUAUAAGAAGUCUGCUUAAAUCUGCAGCUAGAUAUCCUAUAUCUAUCAAGGGAUAAUGGGAUUUGAGUAUUAGGGAUGUUUUAUAACCAUUUGUAUCAUUCAUUCCAAGUACAGUUUAAAUUUGCCAAUUGAAACUGAAUUUAUCAGAAUUACUCUAGAAUGUUAAAAAAAAAAAAGAGGUUGUGACAGGGUAUACCAUUGUUUGUUUGCUUAUUUGCAUUACAAAAUUACCAGUUGUGCCUGCUCUUAAUUUCCAAAUGAAUAAAUAAAUGCUAUCAAAGCAUUUUUAUCCAAACAAAAUGUAAAAUUACAUAAGAUUUAGAAAAAGCAAAAAUCUCAAAUGUGAAUGAACACAACUGUUUUGAAAUUUCAUCGUAUAGAUCAUGAGUAUGAUAAUUUCUAUAUAUUGCUAAAGACAUAAUUUUGACCUUAAUUUUGAAUGCUUAAGUAUUACUAUUGGGUCAUCAUCAAAUUCUCUUACAAAUGACAUUUAAAAACAUUGCAUGAUUUAGAAAGAUUUCAGGAAUUGGCCCUUUAAUAGAGGAGGCAUCAACAGCAUCUACAGAAAAAAAUAAUCCUAAAUAGUACAUCUUUGAACAAUUUAAAAAAGAUUUCAGAUUUAAGAAUUCCUUCCUAUUCAAGUUGACACAUUCUCAUGUAAUGGCCUGAAUUUGACAAGACUUUAAACUAUGCAACCAUGCCAAGUAUGUAUUUCAGAUACAAAAUAUAAUGUGUUUUUUACUCAAGCAGGUUUACAUUUAGAAAAUAGAUGGAUUAUGGUCUUAAAGCAAAGUACAAUUACUUUUACCUAUUAUCUCAGUUGGAUUUAUUUGCUGACGCCUUAUUUACAUUUUGUUAUAUUAAUGAACUAAAAAUGUCUUUAGAAAAUGUAUAUUAUGAAACUGCUAAAGAAUUGAGAUGAGAUCUAUAAAAAUACACAAUACUUUUUUUUAUUGUGUUUCAAAUGAUCACCUGUAAUUUAUUGCAUCUGACAAACUACAGACUGAACAAAUCUACAAAUAAGAACAGUAUGCAAUAUUAGGGAAUGUUACUCAACACUACAAUGCAAAAGUAAUAAAUGUAUUUUACGUGAUA